CUGCGCCAUGAACGUUGCAACUCGAACUUUUUCUUUUCACCGUUUCCGCCAUGCCUUUUGCCAGGUACGUGCAAACGGGGCGAAUCGCCUUGGUGAAUGAUGGUCCUCAUAAAGGCAAACUUGUGUCCAUCGUGGAUGUCAUUGAUCAAAACCGAGUUUUGGUUGAUGGACCACAAUCGAAAAUUCCAAGGGGAGAAAUGAAGUUAACCGAUCUUCAUUUAACUAAGUUUUGUCUAAAAUUCCCCUACACUGGAGGAACCCGGGUGGUUCGAAAAGCAUGGGAUGAAGCCAAGCUUGAUGAGCAAUGGAGUAAAACUAUGUGGGCCAGCAAAGUUGAAGCCAAGAAGAAGCGUUUGGCGAUGAGUGACUUUGAUCGAUUUAAAUUAAGGAAAGCUCGUCAAAUUAGAAAUAAAAUAAGAACGCAGGCAUUUUAUGCAUUGAAACGAGGUCUAAAAAAGGCAAGAAAAGCUAAACUAACAGCAAAAAAAUCUGAGAAAAAGAAAGAAACAACGUCGAAAAAAUAAAUUGAAAUAAAUAUUUCUAAGAGA
This is a messenger RNA of Chelonus insularis, 548 nucleotides long. RefSeq names its product ribosomal protein L14 (gene RpL14). Lineage: Eukaryota; Metazoa; Arthropoda; Insecta; Hymenoptera; Braconidae. The coding region runs from base 51 to 524 and encodes 157 amino acids. Gene Ontology annotation, biological process: translation; ribosomal large subunit biogenesis. Gene Ontology annotation, cellular component: cytosolic large ribosomal subunit; ribosome. Gene Ontology annotation, molecular function: RNA binding; structural constituent of ribosome. The transcript is spliced from 4 exons. The record is from RefSeq and is a predicted model, not a curated record.